Messenger RNA from Coccinella septempunctata (seven-spotted ladybird), 5247 nucleotides. RefSeq lists its product as uncharacterized. The transcript has a single exon. Gene Ontology annotation, biological process: DNA integration; proteolysis. Gene Ontology annotation, molecular function: aspartic-type endopeptidase activity; nucleic acid binding. NCBI's taxonomy places the organism in Eukaryota, Metazoa, Arthropoda, Insecta, Coleoptera, Coccinellidae. The record is from RefSeq and is a predicted model, not a curated record. The coding region runs from base 1 to 5247 and encodes 1748 amino acids.
AUGGGAAAUACGGAUGAUGAGGCAGAGGCCAGGGUUCCGGCACCCAGCGCCGAAGAUGUUCGUGCUUUUUCACAGGUGAAAGGACGUUUAGAUAGAAUCUGGACGAGGGUACAGCAAAUGUACGAUUUAAUUGGGAAACUUCCUUCCACUCUUAAUUCCUUUAUGAUUCGCUCUGAGAAGAUUGAACAAAUCGCUGAGGAAUAUGAGAAUUAUCUUUCGCAAUUAGAUGCGAUCGGUGCACGUCACCGGAAUUUAAGAAAGGAUACCAGUAGUUUAUCGAAAGCGUUCGAUGAUUUAUUUUAUAAAAUAGUAGAAGUUAGAGCAGCUCACAAAUCGACUUUUCAAGGCGUUGAAGGGAAAGAAAAGACUUCCAAGUCGACUAAAUCCUUACCAAACUAUAUGCCACAAAUUCAGUUACCACGGUUCAACGGUGAACUCGAAAGUUUUCCGGGAUUUAUUGCACUUUAUGAUAAGGUAAUUCAUACCAACCAGGAAUUGUCUGACAUAGAAAAAUUUGCUUUUUUGCUUUCUUAUUUAGAUGGAAGAGCCCUGGCUCUUGCACAAACAGUGGUUUUUGAUCCGAAUAACUACGAGACUGUUUAUGAUCUCCUUAAAAAUGAAUUCUCAAAUGUUAGAGUUGUAGCGUCGCAUUACUUAAAUCAAAUAUUUUCAUUGCAACCUAUAAAAUCGGUCAAUCCAAAUUCAUUGAAAGUGUUUUGUGACACUUUACAGGCUAAUGUUAACUGUUUGAAUAAACUGGAAAUCCCGGAUUUGGGACAAUUCACACUAUUGUUCUGGAGCUUGAGACUUCUCGAUCCGCAUACCCGUCGAGAUUUUGAAACAAAAUUUUUGAAUACAGAUUUUCCUAAAUUCACUGAACUUAUUAAGUUUCUCAGAGAUCGGUGCGCUGUUAAUGACUUGAGUUCAGAUACACUCAAGCCCAAAAUUCAAGGUCACUCUUCAGUGGCUAUUAAUAAUAAAAAGGUUUUGGUUACCACACGUGAAGAAUCUAUUUUCACCUCAAAUGAUCAAAAGGAUUCAGUGUGUCCAUGUUGUGAGGGUCCACAUAAGUUCGCCCAAUGUCCGGAAUUUUUGCAUUCUUCGGUUGAAAAACGUAAAAGAUUCAUACAAUUACAUAGAAGAUGUUAUUCAUGCCUUGGUCGUCAUUCGAUCGCUAACUGUAAUUCUAAGAAUUGCUGUCGCAAAUGCGGAAGUAGGAAGCACAAUACUUUGAUAUGUUUUCAGCGGUCGAAUAUCGAGGGAGCUACAGUUUCCGAUAAUAGUUCGCGAGGUAAAACAUCGGUUGAUUCUACUCCUGCGGUUCAAAAAAUUGAUAUGCCUUCCACGUCAAAGGGUUCAAAAAUUGUAAACACUUGUUCAUGUUCGGCGGUGGAUACCACUUGUCUUCUGGGAACGGCGCGCGCUAGAGUUCGAGAUAUAAACGGGUUAUGGCAAACUUGUAGGUUGGUGUUGGAUUCUGGUAGUCAGAUGAAUUUGGUCACAUCGAACUUUGCAUUACGGCUCGGUGUUCCGAAAAGGAAGUGUAAACUUCAGAUUUCUGGGGUGGGUAAUAAUCAGCUCUCUUCAGUUCGCGGUUUGAUUUCUUGCUCAUUGACGUCAGUGUUCAAUGAAGAACAACUAGUUUGUUUCGAAGCGGCUAUUGUGGAUGAAAUAACUUCGAACCUGCCGACAGGAAAUCUCCCCCCUACAAUAAAAGAAAACUUCUCAGAUCUACCACUCGCCGAUCCUGAAUUUUAUCGCCCUGCGUCGGUUGAUAUUCUACUAGGGGUUCAAUCAUACUUGGAUGUAUUGACGGACGAACCGCAACAUAUAAUAGGGAAUCCAUCUGCUAUUUCUACGCGAUUGGGAUGGGUAGUAAUGGGGAGUGUACCAUCGACGGUUUCUCAAAUUGCCAGUUCACUAUUUACAAUUUCGGAGGAAGAGUCACUAAAUAACACCUUAAAAAUGUUUUGGGAAUCUGAAGAUGUUUCGAUUCCGGGGGUGGGUCAGUCACCGGAGGAUAAUUUUUGCGAAGAAUAUUUCUGCUCUACGGUCUCACGAGAUUUAAAGGGGCGGUACAUCACCAGACUUCCCUUCAAAAAUCGUUCUCGUCCUGUUUUAGGCUCAAAUCGGCAGCGAUCACUGGCGCGGUUUCAUAAACUGGAAUGUAGGUUCAAACGCGAUCCGGAAUAUUAUAAGUUAUAUAAGGAAAAUUUGAGUGACUAUGUAGAACAGGGACAUAUGGUUCCAGCUCCUCGAAAAUCCGACUAUGUAAUGACACAUCACGGGGUUCUGAAGUCAUCGACCGAAAAAUCUAAAUUAAGGGUGGUAUUUUCUCCAGCGGAAAAAACUUCAUUAGGGGUCAGUUUGAAUGAAACCUUGUGUACCGGUCCAAAAUUACAGAGCGACAUUGGUCAAAUAGUUACUCAAUUUCGGCUUUUUCCUAUCGCUGUAACGUGCGAUAUUAAACAAAUGUAUCGAGCCAUCUGGCUCCACCCGGAAGAUUGCGAGUACCAACACAUUUUCUGGCGGUUUUCUUUCGACGAUCCGAUCAUGGAAUGGGAAUUACGCACGGUGACAUUUGGCAUAUCGAGUAGUCCGUUUUUAGCUCAACGAACUGUCAAACAACUCAUAUUAGAUGAAGGUGCGAAAUUUCCGCGAGCGGCACAGAUACUGGAAUCCAGUCGAUUUAUGGAUGAUAUUCUCUUCGGUGCUUUCAGUACAACCGAGGCUAACGAAUUGUGUCAGGAUUUGGUGGCUCUACUCCGGUUGGGCGGUUUUGAACUAGGAAAAUGGGCAAGUUCAUGUCCUUCAGUAUGCAAUGAUUGCGCGAUGGAAUCGAAAGAUCUGUCUGUUAUCGGUACUUCUUCAAUUAAAGUAUUGGGUUUAAUAUGGGAUCCUAUACAAGAUGAAUUUCGCUUCAAGGUGGAUGAUAACCCGACAACUCUUACUAAACGCGGCAUUUUAUCACGUGUUGCUCGGGUGUAUGAUUACAAUGGGUAUUUAUCUCCGGUAACCUUCGCUAUGAAGGUGAUUCUUCAAAGACUUUGGCUGAUUAAGGCGGACUGGGAUGAACUGUUACCUUCUGAUGUACUUGAGCUAUGGACCCCUCUUGAGAAGGAGUUCAAGAUGUUAGAAAAUGUUUCUAUUCCUCGGUGCGUAGUUCCGAGUACCCCGUCUAAGGUACAAAUCAUCGGUUUUUGCGAUGCUAGUAUAUUAGGCAUGGCGGCAGUUGUAUACCUGCGUGUGGAGACUGAACACGGCAUUGUUUGCAACUUACUACGCUCGAAAACUAAGGUUGCCCCACUCAAGGGUUGGACGAUAAAUCGUCUCGAGUUGGGAUCUGCUGUCUUACUUACUAAACUUAUUCGCUUGCUACACCCGCUCCCUCUGACUCUUCCAAAUUUGGAAAUAAUUUGUUUUUCGGAUUCAACGAACACCCUCGCGUGGAUUAAAACUCCUCCUUAUAAGUUAAAGACAUUCGUGUCGAAUAGAGUUGUACAAAUUUCCGAAGCAUGCCCUAAUGCGGUUUGGAAACACAUUCCUGGAGAACUCAAUGCCGCUGACUCUGCUAGUCGUGGACUAAAACCAUCUCAGUUUUUAAAUAACCAGACUUGGUGGACCGGGCCACCUUUCCUGGUAACUCCGGUUAGUUCGUGGCCUAAAGGGACCACUAUUGUAGAUAAUGAUCUCCCGGAAACGAAGGUUAUACCUCCAGUUUCGUAUGUGACCACAGUCGAGAAGAAUUAUAUGUUAACCUUUUUGGAACGUUUUUCUUCGUUAUUACGUGCGCAGAGAGUGUUUUCUUAUAUAUAUCGGUUCUUGCAUAAGUUGAAAACCAGAGUUUCCAAGUCACAUUCCUCUUUUGAAAUGACGGGAAGUAUUUCGGCAUCAGAGUAUCAAAAUAGUUUGAAGUUUUUCAUUUACAUCACUCAGGAUUAUUACUUGGGCGCCGAAAUUAUUUCUUUAAAGGCGGGAAAAUUAUGUUCACCGAAAUUACGUGCACUCUCCCCGUUUUUGGAUUCCUCGGGUUUUUUGCUGGUGGGGGGCAGGUUAGAUAGAGCAAGUCUUCCCUAUCACACGAGGCAUCCGUACUUUGUUCCUCGGGACUCUCAUUUGGCUAGGCUAUUAUGCGAUCACUAUCACCUUUUUUCCGGUCAUGGUGGUCCAAAGUUGGUUCAGUCUCUCUUACAGCGAGAAUAUUACAUUCCUUCGGCGAGAAGUCUCAUUCGUAAUAGGAUUUUUCACUGCUUGCCAUGUUAUAGGUUUCAAGCGGCUCCGUUACAACCCCCAAUGGCUGAUCUUCCCUCAUCGCGUGUUACACCUUCAAGAUGUUUCACGCAAUGUGGGGUGGAUGUGGGUGGUCCUUUUCUUACGAAAUAUACCACCAGAAGAAAUGCUAAAACGGAAAAAACAUACAUAGUUUUGUUUGUUUGCUUCGCCACGCGCGCAGUUCACGUUGAGGUGGUGGUAAGUUUGUCCACGGCCGCCUUUUUAGCUGCAUUUGACCGAUUUAUCGCUCGUAGGGGUAUCCCUUCAUGUAUCUAUUCUGACCAGGGACGAAACUUCCGUGGCGCAGCACGAGAGAUUUCAGAGCUGACGCAGUUUCUUCAAUCGGGAAAUGAGGAAAUAAAAAAUCAUUUAGCGCCCAGAGCAAUACGAUGGGUCUUCAAUCCACCUUACGCUCCGAACUUCGGUGGCAUAUGGGAGGCCGGAAUAAAAUCGGUGAAGCAUCACCUGAAGCGAUUGAUUGGUUCUCAGAUUCUUACGCUGGAAGAGUUUCAAACAGUUUGUACUCGCGUUGAAGCAAUUUUGAAUUCUCGCCCUCUCGGAGUGCUUUCUAGUUCACCUAAUGACAUUCAAACGCUCACUCCGGGGCAUUUUUUAAUUGGUACGGAACUUCUGUCUCGCCCAGAAGUAGAUUUAACAGAGGUGCCGAUGAACCUCUUGGAUAGGUGGCAACUAACGCAGCGGAUCGUUCAGGGAUUUUGGAAACGAUGGGGUCCAGAGUGCGUCGAGGAAAAUCUUAAGCGCAAAAAAUGGACAACCCCAUCUCCCCCGUUGAAAGUGGGCGAUGUCGUGCUUUGGUUUGAGCCUGGUCAUCCACCAGCUGAAUGGCCAAUAGGUAUCAUUCAGGAGCUAAUUUUGGGCAGGGAUAACAUUCCACGAGUGCUAAAAAUUCGUUCUAGUAAAGGUACGGUCACCAGACCGACUAAUAAGGUUAUUUUACUCCCGGCAAAUAUCUAG